This is a messenger RNA of Funneliformis geosporum, 1425 nucleotides long. The record is from the annotation of a GenBank genome assembly. Lineage: Eukaryota; Fungi; Glomeromycota; Glomeromycetes; Glomerales; Glomeraceae.
CAUCCACGUAACCCAAAAUUGAAAAUGCCACCGCUCGUUCGUUAUAAUAUUCCAAUUAUUGGUCAUACUUAUAGUUAUUUGUAUAAUAGCGAAGAAUUCCUUAAAAAAUGUAGAAAAGAGUACGGUGAUGUUUUUAGUUUAUAUAUUUGGGGUAAAGUCAUAACUUUUGUUGGAAAAGAGCAUGUUAAUGAAGUAUUUGGAAGGGAUGAAUUUAACUUGAAAGAAAUAUUCAAAAGGACAAUUCCAGGAGAUGUUAUGUAUAUAAAUGAAUCUGGAGAUACGAGAUAUAACGUAAUGGUAGUUAAAGAUUAUAUCUCUAAAAGAUCAGAAUUAUAUAAUGAACGUAUGCAAAAGAGCCUUCAAUUGGGUAUUCAAAGAUAUAUCGGUGAAUGUAAAGAACAGAAAGUUCAAAAUCAUUUGUUCUAUCUUUUGACAAAAGUUAUCGCUGCUCCAAUUGCAAAUCUUUUUAUUGGUGAAGAGGAAUCAAAGAGUGACGAGGUUAUAAUCACAUUUGCAGAAUUUAACUGUGAAGUUGUAUUAUUUUAUGCAAUACCGCCAAUCCUUGACUUUAUUUAUCCGGGACUUCAAAAUUAUGUUAAUCGUAUUCCGGUUAAAUUAGGUUUAUACAAUCCAGCUGCCAAACAUCGAGGUAUAUUAAUUAAACAUAUAAAAAAUCAAGUUGAUAAACGAUUAAAAGAAAAGCGAGAAUAUUGUGAUUCGUGGAAACGUCCCGAUGACUUGCUUCAAGAUUUUAUAGAAGAAAAUACCUUUGAUCCUAAUAACAUUAAUUACGCCGAAUUGGCUGAUAAAAUGUUGAAAUUUACUUUUGUAUCUAUUCAUACAACAUCAAGAGCUUGUACAAAUGCUCUUAUCGAUUUGGCAUCUCGACCUGAAUACAUGCAAGAAUUAUAUGAAGAACAAUUAGAAGUUUAUAAGGAAGUAGAUAAAAAUGGUAUACUUCAAUUUGCGGCUCUUAAUAAGAUGAAAAAAUUAGAUAGCUUUGUCAAAGAAUCAUUAAGACUAACUGGAGAUAUAGCAUUACUUCCUCAUCUUUUAUUAAAAGAUUAUACAUUUUCAAAUGGGUUACAAGUACCUAAAAAUCAUAUAGUUGAAUUAUAUCUUGAUGAUAUUUAUCAAGAUGAAUCAUUACAAGGGCCAAAUCCGAAAUCAUUUGAACCAUUUAGACAUGUAAAUAAAAAUUCUCUGGCAACAAAGGUUAGUCGAGAAUAUUUGGUGUUCGGAGGUUAUAAACAUGCAUGCCCUGGAAGAUUUAUUGCGAUUAAUGAAAUUAAAUUCUUUAUGCAUAAUGUGAUAUUAAAUUAUAAUUUCCGUACAGAAAGUGGUGAAAUUGAAGAAAAAUUGAGAAUUGGUCCGGUAACAUUCCCAAGCGCUUGUGGAGUUAUUUUUGAAAAGAGAAUUAUAUAA